Molecule: messenger RNA, 1203 nt
Organism: Fonsecaea monophora
Lineage: Eukaryota; Fungi; Ascomycota; Eurotiomycetes; Chaetothyriales; Herpotrichiellaceae
Exons: 4
Coding region: 1-1203 (400 amino acids)
Source: RefSeq, a predicted model, not a curated record
AUGGAUCCUGGCACGGUGUUCUCUGUUCUUGAGAUUGUGGGCGCCGUGGUGAGACGCCUCGUCGAGGCUGGUCAGACUAUGCACGAUGCGCCAGAGGGUCUGACGCGAGUGAUCAACGAGACGGAGAAGCUUCGGGGGCUGCUGGACCGGCUCUUGAUCUUUCAACGGGCCCUUCCUCAGGAACAGCGAGACAUCAUCGACAAACAAGUGAACACGACCGAAUGGAGAGAUCUUCUGACAGAUCUGGACAACCUCACGUCUGGCAGGAAACCCGGAGACACUGGAUCCGGAGGCGGAGGAGGGGAGAAGAUGAAGCUCGCUGACCGGUGGUGGUGGCUCCGGAGGAAAGACGUCGUCGAGGACAAGGUGAGGAAAUUGCAGGAACAGACCGAAUGGAUCUCGAAGCGGCUCGUCAACGAGUACCUCUUCGAACACCACCAACAGCUCUCUCAGAAUUCUAAGCAAGUCUCAAAGAUUCUGGACCUGGUCAUGUCCGUGGCGCUCAAGUUGAACUCGGACAAUCUGCCCUCGCCUCGAUUCGACGACAACGGCGUAUACUCUCCCUACAAGGCCGAGGGGAUCGCCUGGUACGGGCAGUACCGCUGCAAGCCCGGCCAGGAUCUCUCCAUGCCCUACUUUCGCGACCGACGACUGCUGGCAGAAAGAGCCUGGGUUGGCAACUGGAAUGGGACAAAGCGACCGAGCAAAACAAAAUCACCAGUGGGUUUAGACCCCUUCACCAAGCCGCGUGGCACGGUGACAAGUCUCGUGAGAACUUCGCGAGCGACCAAAGAUUCGACCGAACACAGCACGCCACUGGACGUUGCCCGAGACCACGGGUGGAAAGAUCUCUACGACAAUCUCAGCCCAGUCAUGAGACGGCCCGUGAGCCACAAGACCCUGCACACCCUACAGACGCACCUUCACGACUUGAUCAAAGACACCUUUGGAGGCCAUCCAGACGCGCAUCUCGACUGUUUUCUCCUCCCGGAGCUGGAAAUCCUGACCGAGUUUGAGCGGUCGCGCAUCUGGUUCCCUCUGAACCCUGAACUGCCGGACACAAGGGACGGCCUCGCCGUCCACAUCAUCCUGGAGCGGAACGAGCUGGUUGCCGUUAUGCGAUGGGAUAAAGUCAAGAGGAGGACCUAUCGGAUUUCCACGUCGAAAGUCCAGGAGAUCCAGCAAGCCGUUGUCCUUCGCUAA